Molecule: messenger RNA, 762 nt
Organism: Lentinula edodes (shiitake mushroom)
Lineage: Eukaryota; Fungi; Basidiomycota; Agaricomycetes; Agaricales; Omphalotaceae
Product: aldo-keto reductase
Exons: 8
Coding region: 1-762 (253 amino acids)
Molecular function (GO): oxidoreductase activity
Source: RefSeq, a predicted model, not a curated record
AUGUAUUCUAAUGCUACUCUCUUUCAGCUUCGCGAUGGUGCUCAGAUACCCAUCAUAGGAUUCGGAACAUAUGAAUUGGACUCAGAAGACGCGUACAACGCGGUAACUUGGGCCUUAGAGGCCGGCUAUCGCCAUAUCAAUGAAAGAGAAUGCGGUAAGGCCAUCAUGGACUUUUGUCGUAGCCAUGAUGUGCCCCGUUCCAGCGUGUUCUUUACAACGAAAUUAAAGGAAAAUAACGGAUACGAAGGAGUCACUCGUUCUAUCCAAAAAUCUCUUGAUGAAUGCGGUUUGGGAUAUAUUGAUCUGUAUCUCAUUCAUGGUCCAAUUGGAGGUCGAACUGCCCGACUCGAGAGCUGGUGUGCUAUCUGCGAGGCACAUAAAUCGGGAAGAUUAAGGAAUAUUGGGAUCAGUACAUUUGGCAUCAAACAUCUGCAAGAAAUCCUGGAUCUCUGUUCGAAGGAGAGCCUCCCGCUGCCCUCUGUCCAUCAGAUCGAUCUACAUCCGUUCCAAGUCCGCAGUGGCAUCGUGGAGUUCAAUAAAAGACAUGGGAUUGUACUUGAGGCAUGGGCACCCCUAGUUCGUGGACUUCGGUUCAAGCAUCCGAGUAUCGGAUAUGUCGCAAUUCCCAAAUCAUCUUCGAAACAGCGUAUCAUUUCCAAUAUUCAAGUCUUUGACUUCGAGCUUUCAGACACGGAAAUGCAGGAUCUUGAUGGUCUUGAUGAAGCACUUGUUACUGACUGGGAUCCUACCGACUGCGAUUAA